Arabidopsis thaliana (thale cress) is the source of this 1678-nucleotide messenger RNA. RefSeq names its product cotton fiber (DUF761). The transcript has 2 exons. Lineage: Eukaryota; Viridiplantae; Streptophyta; Magnoliopsida; Brassicales; Brassicaceae. Bases 353 to 1387 code for a protein of 344 amino acids. The record is from RefSeq and is marked reviewed.
UUUCAAUAGAGAGUUAUCAAAUAUGAAUCAUGAUUACAUCAGUGUUUAUUACACACAUAUUUACACGUAACACAUAAUUAGUUUCAUGGUCAUCGUUAAUUACUCUGACGAUAAUGUAAACUAAAACCGGGUGGAUUUAACCGGACCCAUUUGCCAUCACUCUCCAUAAAUCCUAACCGUCCAUCUAAUCAAGCGUAGAUCUAACGGUGGAUAUCAAAUCAAAGGUUAAUUCCCUCCCUAUAUAUAUUAGAAAAUUGAUCCUGAAGCGUGUACCGUACACACAUCCCCAUACGAACACUCACAAUCGUUAAAAAGAAAGAAGAGAAGAGAGAGAAAGCUUAAAUCGGAAAAAAUGGUUUCGUGGAUGAUGACAACCAAGGCGGUGCUAAUCUCAAGCGGCGUCGCCACCGUGGCUCUGUUACUGAAACUCUCUGUUCCGGUAGCUGUUGAUUUCUCCGUGUCACGAGCUCCGAUCUUGUGGAGCUCCUUGUUGUCAUGGCUGAAACCACCGUAUCUUUACGUUGUUACCAACGGAAUUAUCAUCACUAUCGUUGCUUCUUCUAAGUAUUACCGAAGUCACCAUGACCGUGAUGAAGAAGAUGAGAUCGUCGUGUACGGUGGUGGAGGUUAUAAGAUCCAGACGGAGGAGCCGAUUGUGAAUCAACAUCAAGCUUCUCCGAGGAUUCUGGAGGUUAAGGAUUUGGAUACUGGUGCGCAUUUUGGUUUCGUUGUGGCGAAUCUGGAGGCUGAGGAACUGGAAUCAGAGGCGGUUACGGCGGUUGUGUUUGACGAUGAGGAGGAGGAGAAGAAGAUUAUAGAUAGCGCGGCGACGGCGGAGGAUGAAAUUGAAGAGGAGCUUAAGAGUGUGAUUAUGGUUGAGAAUUCAGAUCUGGUUGAAUCCGAUGUCAUACCGCCGCCGAUGAUGAUCGAAUCGGAGAAUCUUCCUCCGAUUGAGAAGCCUCUCGUUACUUCAAGGUUCGGUCACCGGAAAUUGAUGAAAGCAAGUCAAGAAGGUGGAAGAGCUUUGAGAGUGACGAAGCCGAAGAAGAACGAGACGUUGGAGAAUACGUGGAAGAUGAUAACGGAAGGGAAAUCAACGCCGUUGACUAGACAGUUAUACCGGAGAUCUGACACGUUUGGACGUGGAGAUUCCGGGGGAGUUGACGGUGAGGUGAAACCGGUUUAUAAGAAGUCGGAUACGUUUAGGGACAGGACUAAUUAUUAUCAGUUGGCGGAGACGGCGAAGGUGAGGAAAGAGCCGUCGCUGAGUCAGGAAGAGUUGAAUCGGCGAGUUGAGGCGUUUAUAAAGAAGUUUAAUGAGGAGAUGAAGUUGCAGAGAAUGGAGUCUCUCAGACAGUACAAAGAGAUAACUAGCCGUGGGGUUUAGUUUACUGUUUUUAUUUUCUGGUUAAAAUUUUUUCAUUGGCUUUUUUAUACACAGAAAAAAAUAGAAAAAGAAGAUUAGUCAGAGUGGAUUUAACUUAAAAGAAAAAAAAGUUAACAGUAGAAAAAAAAUCUGUUUAUUAAUUUGUGAAGCUUGAAGGUUUUUUUUUGUCAACGCUUUGAAGUUACAUAGUUUUUUUUUUUGUUUGUGUGUGUAUAAUUUUGAGAAAUAUAUAGUUUGGUUUGUAAAUAUUUAUUUGUUGGUUUUACAAUAAAAAAAUAGAUAAAGUAAAUG